ACGAGGAAAAAUCUCUUACACAUUCCUGCGAAAGAGAGUAUGAAAGGCAAUAAACGCAGACUCGUUCGCCUAUACGCUGAGAAUGCAGGUUCCUUUGCAACUUCAAUAAAACCGAGUCGUUUGAUAUUUGCUGGUGCUUAUUUCUUAUAUAAAGAAGGCAAUUAUAUUUGCAAAGAGAAGAAAUCACAGAUAAGAAACUUUGUAAGGACAAGGAGCUGAGGAUUACGCAAGACUAAGUUUCAAAUUGGAAAGAAAUUGACUGUUUUUUAAUAUUUCAACAAUGGUUUCGAUGAUUGCAAACUGUGUGCAUGGGGAAUCGCACAAGGCUUGGAUGAGGGCAACGAACAAGAUUUGUAAAAGAAAAUAUAGAUCAGAUAAUCACAGAAAAGGGUUAUAUAGAUUGCCGCAGAUCAGUACUGACUCCUUAACAGAUGUACUUUGUCAGCAUCUGCAAUAUGCCCUCCAAUUUGGCAGUAUUGACUCCUUAGAUGACGUACUCAAGGAAUGUUUCUUAGACUUGGGGUUAUUUCCCGCAGACAAGAAAAUAUGUGCUGAUGCACUUUUGGAUAUUUGGGUUUAUGUUCGAAAGCUACCAAGGCAUAAUGCUUCUGCCAUCUUACCAGAACUCGCAAGAAGAAAUCUGCUAAAUUUAACUAGCAAUGCGAGAGAAAGUACAACAAUCCAAUAUGGAAAUGCUUCAGAGGUAUACUUUUCCCAGCAUGAUGGAACGCGAGAUUUGGCCUUGUAUUUUGGGCACCUUGACAAUAUACUACACCGCAUUCCGCAAGAGGUUGGUCAUAGAAAGGAAGGACUUUUGUUCGUUAGAGAAAUGGGAGUUGCUCAGAGACAGAGCAUUUGACACUCAAAUUCUCUCCAUUCUCACCGGCCCUAUAGACGAAAAUGACUGGUAUGAUAUGAAUUUCCCUGAAACAGAGGCUCUGUUUUUAUUCUUUUCUUCAACAGAAUACUUUCUUCCCCAAUUUCUGAAAUCGAUGAAGAAACUGAAGUUUCUGAUGAUAUACAAUUGCGGUACAAACAAGGCAAUAGUGAAAGGUCUAGAUGUCUUAUCAUCACUCACUCAACUCAAGAGUGUCCGCUUGGAGAGGUUGAUUUUACCCUUUGCUGAAGAACAGGGCAUUGAAGAACUGCAGAACGUAGAGAAGCUAUCUUUGAGCUUAUGUGAAGGAUUUGAAAAUAUAUCCACAUUCACCAAGGUACAAGAUUUUAACCUGGACCACAGCAAUGAUUCGGAGUUACCUUUUGGUAUCUGCAAUAUGCCCUCUACUCUGUCAUGCUCUAUUACCAACUGCCAUCAGCUUCAAAUUUUACCAUAUGAUUUUGGAAAUAUGAGCAAUCUGAGAAUGUUGAGAUUAUCGGCAUUACCACGCCUGGAACAGCUUCCUGUGUCAAUUGGGAAACUUGUACGGUUGGAAUAUUUAGACAUUUCACUAUGCGAGGGCUUGAAAGAACUUCCAAAGGAAAUAGGCCAGCUCAAGAAAUUGAGGGAGCUUGAUAUGAGAGAAUGUACUCGUUUGAUGGCGCUACCUUCAACUGUUUGUGAACUAAGUUCCCUGAAGCUUGUUACCUGUGAUGAGACGAUAGGGAAGCAAUGGUAGCGAGCCAAGAACAUUUCUAUUCUUGAGCUUAGAGUUCAAUUUGUGGAAGCACGCUUUAGUUUGGAUUGGCUUGAUGAUUGACUUCUUUUAUUAUAUCUUAUCUUGAAGAAAACGUUCCAAGGAUCUUGACAUCCUUUGUAAAGUUUUCAUUAUUUGUUUCCAUGUUCAUUGGCACAAAUCAAUACAAGGUCCUCUAGAUUUUCAGCCAAUGAUCAAGUUUUAUGGCGGUUCAGUACAGUAUACGUUCUUCAAUGCAUUGUACAUGCAUAACAAACGUAUUCUAAUAAGUUUGUAAUGGGUUCGCAUAACAAUUAAAUUUAUCUGCGUAUCUUCUCUGAAAGUAUAUUAAAUUAAUCCAAUGCUUAUAAGUUUUCAAUUUUCUA
Molecule: messenger RNA, 1999 nt
Organism: Cryptomeria japonica (Japanese cedar)
Lineage: Eukaryota; Viridiplantae; Streptophyta; Pinopsida; Cupressales; Cupressaceae
Product: probable disease resistance protein At4g33300
Exons: 3
Coding region: 660-1616 (318 amino acids)
Biological process (GO): defense response to fungus
Source: RefSeq, a predicted model, not a curated record